GCCAUGGCCGGCGGACGAGGCAAAGCCAAGCCGCUCGAGUUCACGCCGACAUGGAUCGUCGCGUCCGUCUGCUCCAUCAUCGUCAUCAUCUCCCUGCUCUUCGAACGCUUGCUGCACCGCCUAGGCAAGAGGCUGAAGAAGAGCCGAAAGAAGCCGCUGUAUGAGGCCCUCCUGAAGGUGAAGGAGGAGCUGAUGCUGCUGGGGUUCAUAUCGCUGCUGCUCAACGUGUUCCAGGCCCCCCUGGGGAAGGUAUGCGUCCGCCGGAGCGCCAUGCGCCACAUGCUUCCCUGCAAGCCGCCGCCGCGCCGGCCGCGCAAGACCGAGCACUUCGCCGAUGCUGUGUUCACCGGCGUCAUGGAUGGGGCCAGGCGGCUCCUGGCCGGAGGAGGCGCCACCGACGAAUACUGCCUCAAGAAGGGCACAGUUCCAAUACUUUCAGCUGAAGCUAUUCAUCAGUUACACAUAUUUAUCUUCGUGCUGGCGGUCACUCAUUUCCUUUUUAGUGCUAUUACAGUUCUUCUAGGAAUUGCUCAGACGAGAAAGUGGCGAAAUUGGGAGACCAAAAUCCAAAGAAAUGAUGAUAGUCCGCCUCGAAUGAUCAAGCAUGUUCAAGAAUUCAAAUUUAUUCAAGACCACUUUAAAGGUGACAAAAAACGAUGGAAGACAUUUGGUUGGCUGCGUUCCUUCUUCAAACAAUUUUAUGGAUCUGUCACCGAGGAGGACUAUACAACAAUGCGACUUGGUUUCAUCAUGAAACACUGUCGGGGGAACUUAAAAUUCAACUUUUACAGUUACAUGAUUAGAGCAUUGGAGGUUGAUUUCAAGAAGGUUGUUGGUAUUAGCUGGUACCUUUGGACUAUGCUGAUGAUAUUCCUAUUGUUGAAUGUUCAAGGAUGGUAUGUCUACAUUUGGAUAUCGGUGGUUCCAUUCAUUAUGCUACUUGUAGUUGGAAGUAAGAUGGAGCACAUCAUUACGGAACUGGCUUAUGAGGUUGCCCAGAAGCAUACAGCAAUUUGUGGGGAAUUAGUGGUAGCUCCUUCAGAUGAUUUCUUUUGGUUCCAUCGGCCUAAAUUAGUCCUUUUGUUGAUCCACAUCGUCCUCUUCCAAAAUGCAUUCGAAAUUGCAUUUUUCUUUUGGCUCCUGGUAACAUACGGCUUUAAAUCAUGUAUCAUGGGAAAACCAGCAUAUGUUAUUACUCGAGUUGUCAUAAGUGUCAUUAGCCAAUUCAUAUGCAGCUAUAGUACCCUACCGCUAUACGCCAUCGUCUCUCAAAUGGGGAAUUCAUUCAAAAAAUCUAUAAUUGAUGAGAAUGUGAAUGAAGGCCUUGUCAACUGGGCUGAAAAGGCAAGGAGAAGCACAAGAGUCCCAAACAGAGCAGCUAUUGAUGCAAAUAGUUCAUCAAUUGAUUAG
Molecule: messenger RNA, 1410 nt
Organism: Triticum aestivum (bread wheat)
Lineage: Eukaryota; Viridiplantae; Streptophyta; Magnoliopsida; Poales; Poaceae
Product: MLO-like protein 1
Exons: 13
Coding region: 4-1410 (468 amino acids)
Biological process (GO): defense response
Cellular component (GO): membrane
Source: RefSeq, a predicted model, not a curated record